Messenger RNA from Suricata suricatta (meerkat), 5378 nucleotides. RefSeq names its product potassium voltage-gated channel subfamily J member 5 (gene KCNJ5). Gene Ontology annotation, cellular component: plasma membrane. The coding region runs from base 265 to 1524 and encodes 419 amino acids. Lineage: Eukaryota; Metazoa; Chordata; Mammalia; Carnivora; Herpestidae. The record is from RefSeq and is a predicted model, not a curated record. Gene Ontology annotation, biological process: regulation of monoatomic ion transmembrane transport; potassium ion import across plasma membrane. The transcript is spliced from 3 exons. Gene Ontology annotation, molecular function: G-protein activated inward rectifier potassium channel activity.
GAGGGGAGGGGAACGCGCGCGAGAGAGCGAGAGCCUGAGCAGAGCCUCCCGCUGCUGGAGGAAGGGAGUGACUCAAGGGGCUGGCGCGGGAAGGGACAGGAUGGCUUAGCCUCUGGCCACAGGACCCCACGACAAGGAGACGCUCCAGGCAGACUCCUAGGCUGUGGUAAUGGCUGAGGCUGGAGAGACCCCUCGAGGGCCCUGAGCGCCCCUGCACCCACAAGUUAGCAUCAGUGGGACUUGGAAACUCCCAUCUCAACAACUAUGGCUGGCGAUUCUAGGAAUGCUAUGAACCAGGAUAUGGAGAUUGGAGUCACUCCCAGGGACCCUAAGAAGAUUCCCAAACAGGCCCGGGAUUACAUCCCCAUUGCCACAGACCGCACUCGCCUGCUGGCAGAAGGCAAGAAGCCCCGGCAGCGCUACAUGGAAAAGAGUGGCAAGUGCAACGUCCACCAUGGCAACGUCCAAGAAACCUAUCGGUACCUGAGUGACCUCUUCACCACCCUGGUGGACCUCAAAUGGCGCUUCAACCUGCUUGUCUUCACUAUGGUCUAUACCAUCACUUGGCUGUUCUUUGGUUUCAUUUGGUGGCUGAUUGCUUACAUCCGAGGCGAUCUGGACCAUGUUGGUGACCAAGAGUGGAUUCCUUGUGUUGAAAACCUCAGUGGCUUUGUGUCUGCCUUCCUGUUCUCCAUCGAGACUGAAACCACCAUCGGGUAUGGUUUUCGGGUGAUCACAGAGAAGUGUCCAGAGGGGAUCAUACUCCUCUUGGUCCAGGCCAUCCUUGGCUCCAUUGUCAAUGCAUUCAUGGUGGGGUGCAUGUUUGUCAAGAUCAGUCAGCCAAAGAAGAGAGCAGAGACCCUCAUGUUUUCCAACAAUGCAGUCAUCUCCAUGAGGGACGAGAAGCUCUGCCUCAUGUUCCGGGUGGGUGACCUUCGCAAUUCCCACAUUGUGGAGGCCUCCAUCCGCGCCAAGCUCAUCAAGUCCCGGCAGACCAAAGAAGGGGAGUUCAUCCCCCUGAACCAGACAGACAUCAACGUGGGCUUUGACACUGGAGAUGACCGUCUCUUCCUAGUGUCUCCGCUCAUCAUCUCCCAUGAGAUCAACGAGAAGAGCCCUUUCUGGGAGAUGUCUCGGGCCCAGCUGGAUCAGGAAGAGUUUGAAGUCGUGGUCAUUCUAGAAGGGAUGGUGGAGGCAACAGGUAUGACUUGCCAGGCACGGAGCUCCUACAUGGAUACAGAAGUGCUCUGGGGUCACCGAUUCACACCAGUCCUCACAUUGGAAAAAGGCUUCUAUGAGGUGGAUUAUAACACCUUCCAUGACACCUAUGAGACCAACACGCCCAGCUGCUGUGCCAAGGAGCUGGCAGAAAUGAAGCGGGAAGGCCGGCUCCUCCAGUACCUCCCUAGCCCACCCCUACCGGGGGGCUGUGCUGAAAUAGAGCUGGAUACAGAGGCUGAGCAGGAGGGAGAGGAUGAGCCCGAGGGCCUGGGUGGGUCCCGGGAGAACAAGGGUUCAGUGUGAGGACAGUACCAUCCCCAUGACCUCCCUGCGCUGGCCUCUGUGAGCACAGCACCUGCCACAGGGCUGGGGGAGGAUGGGGGAAUGAGCUGAGUGUGCUGUUUGGGGGGCCCGGGGCCAUCAAGGCUCCACAAGGAGGAAGAGUAUAUCCAGUCCUGGCAACUCCCAGUUCAGACCUUCCCAAGGAAUGAGCCUCUUGCCUGGGCCCCUGUGGCAAGGCUGCCUCUUCCCUCCUGACCUCUGCCAGCCCUGGUGGAAGGCCAGACCAGGAUGGGUUCCCCACAAUGAUAAUUACAGAGUGGCCUCUGUCUUCACACACACUUCUCUCUGCCAACUGGCCGGGACCACCCACCUCUUUGGAUCUCACAGACCGCCCAGCAGUUCUCCUCCAGGUGCCAGCGCUCCUGCCACCCUGAAGCUUGUUGUGGAUUCUGGGCGGAGGGAUUCUACCCCACUGGAAGCUCACACCCAUGGUCCUAGGCUGGGCUCACAGAGCUCAUGGAUUAAGGCCCAUCCACAUCAUGCAGCCAAUUCCGUCCAAUUCCCAGACCGGUGUCUGCUUCCUGAGAGCUACAGAGGACAAGGUCCUUGGUGGUCUGUCCUCAUCUGUGAAACAUGCGUUUCCUCUGCUGAGUUCUGCGUGUGACGUGUAGCCUACUAGAUACUGGUCUCCCGAGAAUAGCUCUCAGAAGUCGGCCUGGGCCACACAGCGCAUCCCUGAGCUCAUGUACAGCUGUCCUGGGCCACUUCCUGGCCAUUCCCGAUCAUACUGUGCCCCCAAGCUCUCGCCCAAGGCAGAACCCAGUGGCUGGUUCUUUUCUAGGACUUUUGCCCCAAGAAUCUCAAAGUACCUAUAACCUUCGCUGUAGUUUUCUUUCACGGUCUCAGCCUGUGGUGUGAUCCAGGGAGAAAGUGGAGUUUCCAGUGGACAAGAUGAGCCAGUCAGUACUGAAACCACAAGAGGGAAGAAAAAGAGAGAGGCAAGCAACUACAUUUUUUAAAUAAAAAUCAGCACCAAUCACUGCCAAGACACUCUGACCUCAGGCUCAGCGCCCUUGUCCGAGGGGAGGCAGUUGGGAAGCACAGCGACGGGGAACCAGGGAGGCCUCACCGUCAAGCCCAGCUGAGAAGCCCCUGAGCUCCUCCCCAUAGGCUGGGCCCAGAGAGCAGGGAUGAGGCCCAGAAGGCAGACGGGAAGGGAAGGAAACACAGGGUGAGGGCGGUCAGUGGGAGAAUCAUAGAGCCGGGGAACCUGAAGAGAGAAAAAAGUAGAGAAGGACCUUAAAAAGGACAACGCCCAGAGGGUUUCUUUCUCAGCCUAGCAGCACAGGAAGAGGAUGGACAGACGGGGCAGAUGGUCACGUCGAUGGAGCAUGUCUGGCAUGUGUUGAGGCAGACAGGCUCAACAUGUAGGCUGUAUAUAUAGGCAGUAGCGGCCCUAGACCUGGAGAGAGAUUUCAAAUGCUCUCUGGUCACAGAAUGAUGAUUUUCACAGCUCUCAGCUGGCAUUUUCCGGCCCGCUCUGAGGUGCCUCCACUGGGAGCCAGAGAAGCGCCAUGAUGAGGCAAAGGAGCCGGACGACGGGCUCUCAGCCCACAUCCCCUCAGGUUAGCUGGUGUGAGAAGCCGAGGCAGGCAGCCUGGCUGGGGAACUGCCUCUUGUGGGGCCGCCAUACUCAGAGGAAGGGGAUCCUUGUGCUUCAGCAUGUGGACUCCACCUUGAAAGGAGGCACAGGGACCAGGCGGGCUUCCUGCCAGGGGCAUGGUGCCAAAUCCUGGUUCCAGGCAUUUUUCUGUGGGGAGGCAGGUCGGGAAUGGGGGAAUGCACUAGAAUCCUGCUCCCAUGGACAAGGGAGGCACCCCAGUGGGGAACUGCAUGCUAUCAAGAAUCUAAGGCACGGAGUCCGAUACCAAGCUGUUACAGCUCCAGCCCUCACCCCAGGCCUGUCAGGUCCAGCGCUUGCACAGCAGGGCUAUUUCCUCACCCCCCAGCCAGACCUAAAGCCGGCCUUAGUCAAAACCCAUCAGUGCCUGUGUGUCAGAGCCCUAGGUGAGGCAUCUAAGAAGGGGGCACCACAGGUGAAGCUAACUCUGCAGCUGGACCGGAGGGGCCCCCGUCACACCUGCCUCCAUCUCCAAGUCUAAAACAUCCCCCACUGGGCCAAGCGAGCCACUCUCCAGCUGUCUAACUCUGCUGUGGCCUCCAUGAACCCAGGCCAUAGCAUGUCUCAGCCAACUACAGAAGCCGUCGAGGCUGCAGAAGUGAGAUCAAUAUGGUACUAUUCCAUAGCUCCCCAAUAGGCCAGAGCCCACAUUACUGGGAUUAAUCAGAUACCAAUCCCAGUGUGCAUCUUAGCUGCCUUCUCUCAUGAAAAUUCAAAUGCAGGAAGACUGCCCUUCAUAUCCCAAGGAAAUCCUUCUUCGUGACCAGUUGAUACAACUAAACUUAGACACAUCCUUCACAUCAUUUUCUGGAAGUUCUCAGGUAAGCACGCACUUACUAAAUGUAGAGUCUGAUAGGGGCCAGACCUUCGGUGGAUCACUUUUAUAAACAUUGCACCUGCACACCAGCCAUGUGUGAAUCGCAGCCCUUGGCUACACGGCUCUGAGCCCACCCAUCACUUCUGAUGGGCCACGCAGCUGAGCUGGGCCAGUCCAUCAGGUGCGCCCGCUGGUGAUUCCCGUAGGUUUCAGCCUCUCCAACAUCCCAAAGCACUAUCUCACUGGUGAGACCGUGAAGGCAUUGGGAGCUAACUUCUUGCCUUAGCUCCCAUGACCUUCCUCUCUGAAAUCAUUCCUUGUAAGAGAGGAGCCCCUGAGAACUCAGAGGAAGGUAAGCUCCCACUAAUUCCCCUCGCCCCAUGAAUCUGACAUCUGAUAGGUGUUGAUGGCAUUGCCCAUUGACCCUGUUCCCAGGCCAGGUAGAAUCGGCAUUUCCCGUGACUGUCCCCUGCAAAUGCCGCCCUUGUGCAGUCAAAGCCCACUUCCUGUCAUUCCCUUCUGCUGCUUUAAGAACCUGGCCUGCACAGUGGACCUGGCUGGAGGAGAACAAGCCCUUGCCUCCUUGCUCACCAUCUAUAACAACUGGGCACCUUCUCUCACGUUAUUUAUCCCGUGUCCUGCUUUCCAGCCUGCCUCAACCAUGUGUCUCAUGGAGUCAAGAGUCAUAGAAACUUGAAAGUUUUGUAUUGAAAUUGCCAAAAGCAAAAACAAAACAAACGAAUCUGCCUGUUGUCUUCUAAGAAUAUGCCCUGAACGCCUCUCUGCACGUGCACCAUUUAUUGAGCACCUACUAUGUGCCCAGCAGUGGAUGCGGCACUUUACCUGGAUGAUUGCGCCUCAUUCCCAAACUCUACAGAGAAGCUCUUAGUAACCCCUUGUUACCAAUGAGACAAGUGAGGUGCGGAGAGGCUAACCGGUUUGGCCUCUGAGCCUGGCCCUCCCAAACAAAUACAGGGAGGCCAUCAUCGUGCAUACCACCUGCCCCCGGGGCAGCUCCUGAGCUGGGGCUGCAGGAACCAGAGAGUCCCACCUCUUCAGAUCACCAUGUGCUGUGCUGUGCUGUGCUGUGGACCCUCAGCUUCCAUCCACCAGCAACGUUCUCCUGUGGCAGGAUAAUUGGGAAACACCUUUUUCUGAUGCCUAGAGAAUUAAUGAGCUGUGAAGAGAUUAGACAGGGAAUUAUUGCUUUCUGGAAGAAGCCACUUAUUCUGCUUGGCUUGUUUUUUGCUAACAACUUCUCCUUAAACUGCUGUGUCAAAUCUCUUUCUCCCUGUGUAAGACUUGUCAAUCUUAUUAAAGAGAACACCAUUGCACUGCUGAAAAUUCAUCCAAUAAAGUGGAUUUGAUCUUGCAGAA